Messenger RNA from Polistes canadensis, 2075 nucleotides. RefSeq names its product probable cytochrome P450 6a14. The transcript is spliced from 6 exons. The record is from RefSeq and is a predicted model, not a curated record. The coding region runs from base 126 to 1673 and encodes 515 amino acids. Gene Ontology annotation, molecular function: heme binding; monooxygenase activity; oxidoreductase activity, acting on paired donors, with incorporation or reduction of molecular oxygen. NCBI's taxonomy places the organism in Eukaryota, Metazoa, Arthropoda, Insecta, Hymenoptera, Vespidae.
AUCAUUUAGAAUAUCGUCUCUUCGCGAUACAUCUGUUUGCAUAUUCAAUCUGUAUCAAAUAAAAUACGAUUUGCAGAAUACAAUUUCCGUGCUUAAAAUAAAACAAAUUAACAGCAAUAACAAUUAUGAUAAGCGGAUGGAUAUUAUCAGAGCUUAUCGGUGCUUUGUUUUUUAUCGUUACUGGAAUGUAUUUAUAUUUUAAAUUAUUUGUUGUCAAUUUUUGGAAAAAUAAAAAUGUACCGUACGAGGAGCCAACGUUCCCUGCUGGAAAUCUCACCGAAUUGGUUCUCAAUAAAAAAACCAUAGGCGAUGUUUUCGGAGAAAUUUAUUUGAAGAACAAAUCGCAUCCUUUUGUCGGAGUGUACUCACUUUUUAAACCAAAUCUCGUGAUCAUUGAUCCAAAUUUGAUACGUUUCGUGUUGACGAAAGAAUUUGCAAGUUUCCACGAUCGUGGAUUGUACUGCAACGAAAAGGUCGAUCCGCUAACAGGACACUUGUUUUUUUUACCGGGACAAAAAUGGAAAAAUUUGCGCGUACGUUUGACGCCGACUUUUACGUCAGGAAAAAUUAAACAUAUGUUCGAUACCGUACAAGAGAAUGGACUUUUGUUGGAAAAUUUUCUAGAAAAAAAAGCUCGUGAUAAGAAUGAAAUCGACUUAAAAGAAAUUUUUUCAUGUUUGUUCACAGACAUCAUAAUGUCUAUUGCAUUUGGAAUAAGUUGUAAUAGUUUGGAAAACCCAAAAUCAGAAUUUCGUUAUUGGGGCAAAAAGGUGUUCGAACCGAGACCUAUUAUAAAUACGUUAAUGAUAUUUGGAUCUCAAAUAUUGGAUUUAUUCUCGAUACCAUUUAUCGAUAAAGGAGUGUCUCGAUUUUUUCUGAGCACUUUUGAAGAAACUGUAAAGUAUCGAGAAGCUCAUAACAUCGUUAGAAAAGAUUUUCUUGACUUGAUAAUGCAAUUAAUGAAAAAUGGAUACCUUAAAAGUGAUGAGGAAAAACGAAUUGAUUCGGUCAACGAUACACCGAAAGAAGUACAAAAAUUCACAAUGUCGGAAGGUGCAGCUCAAGCAUUCGUUUACUUUCUGGCUGGUUUUGAAACCUCCUCCUCGACGGUAACUUUUUGUCUUUACGAAUUGGCCUUGAAUCCAGAUGUUCAAAAGAAAACACAAGAAGAAAUAGAUAGGGUUUUAGAGAAACACGGUGGUAUCUCGUAUAAUGCUAUCAACGAGAUGACUUAUCUGCAUAUGGUCGUAAGCGAAACAUUAAGAAAAUAUCCACCAUUACCUUUUCUAAAUCGAAAAACUUUGAAAGAUACCGAAUUACCUAAUUCGAAUGUCGUCGUACCCAAAGGUACUCCAAUCAUUAUUCCACUUCUUGGAUUACACAAUGAUCCUGAUAUUUAUCCUAAACCAGAGAAAUUUAUACCUGAACGAUUCACGGAUGAAAACAUUCGUACUAGGCAUCAAUAUACUUAUUUGCCAUUUGGGGAAGGACCAAGGAUAUGCAUUGGUAUGAGAUUUGCAUUAGUGCAAACAAAAGUAGCCCUUACGAAUGCAUUACAGAAAUUCACAUAUUCACCAGGACCUAAAACACCAAGUAAACUCAAAUUCGUACCAGGAAGCAUAACAUUGAAUACGAAAGGUGGUUUAUAUCUUAAAAUCCAGCCGAGAUCAUAGUUUUACUCUCUUUGGUUUUAUCAUUAUUUAGGUUUACUGAUUAUUUUUUUAAAUAAGUAAAUACAAAAUUUUGUAGUAGGUGGAACUAUUUAUAACAAUUUAAUAUUUAACUAACAAAGGGUUCAUGGUAUUUGCUUGAUGUUUACAAUUUACACAAGUAAUAAAACAUGAACAAUUAAUUCAUCUAAUAAUACGUGAUUUCUUUUAAUGAUUUUUUUUUUCAAAAUUAAAAAUAAAAUUUAUUUUAGGAAGGUAACAACGUUUUAUUGCGUUUCAAUGUAGAUUACCAUAAAUGAAAGUAAACGAUGUAAAAAUAUCUUCAAUGACUGAUACGUAGCAAAAUGUAUAAAUAAAAUUAGCCGAUAAAAUUAAAAACAUAGUACAAACAAUAGAAUAUAAAAA